This is a messenger RNA of Laccaria bicolor S238N-H82, 1226 nucleotides long. RefSeq lists its product as uncharacterized. Bases 1 to 855 code for a protein of 284 amino acids. The record is from RefSeq and is a predicted model, not a curated record. The transcript is spliced from 3 exons. Lineage: Eukaryota; Fungi; Basidiomycota; Agaricomycetes; Agaricales; Hydnangiaceae.
AUGUCUUCUUUUAUCCCAAGACCUUUUCCCCCUCUUUCCCUAGGAGACGUUCCAAUCGAGUAUAUCACCCAACAAUUACAUGCUCUCGCUCCCCAGUACUGGGACAAACCAGAAACAGCAGAUUGUACAAUAAUUGUCCCUAUACCUCAUCUCGACCCUUCCUCAACACCUUUUGACCAAGCCCACUCCUUCACUACUUCCUAUGAGCCUCAGCCUUCCUCUGCAGGACGGAGAGCGACUCAGCCUCCACUAAAUGCUGUCCCACGGAUCUCUCUUGAACUGCACAUGGAUUUCCUCUCCGCCCAUUCCACUUAUCUGCGAGGCUUAUUCAGCGGCGCUUGCCCACUUGAUCUCAUGUUUUCCCCCACUCCCCCAACCUCCACCUCUUCCAUCCCAGCGAACCGUCUCCCCCGCUUGAUGCCCUGCUCUCCUGAUCACCCUGUCCUCUUUCUCCCCGUCCCCGAUCCCUCCUCGUUCCAUCUUCUGGUCCAUUGGAUGUACUUUGGUGAUACUAGCUACAUUGGUGAUUGCCUCCAUCAAGGCAUCAUUCAAUGGGAGGGCAUCGCUCGGAACGUCGAAUACCUUGGUCUUCCCUCCGACAUCAAGGUCUUCCUCAGUCACUGGUACGACACUUGGCUAAACCCAGAUGCCGAGAGGGCAGUCGCCAGCGACGAGGACUCUGAUUCCGACACCGCAUGCAGUGAUUCUGACGACGACGACACUUGUUCAUUAACUCCAUCAGAGCUAGACCAACCCGUUGUAGCAGACCUUCAUGACGAAAAAGAGCCCUGCAGAGGCAGAACACGAGCAACCCGCCCAUUGUCUUUCCAGUCUGCGAGAACUCCCAGCCUUUGAUGCCCAACCUCUUUUUUGUAAGGCAUCACCGAAAUCUAACCUUCGAAACCUGUUUUUUUAUAAAAACCCGUUUGGACCUUCGCACGUUAUCCUUAUUCCUCUUGUUAUUUUACGGCUACAAGGGGUCCCUUUCACCACUCUCUUUUUAGCGUCGUUUUUUUUCUUCUGUGCGUUUCCCAUCUGGACAGCCCUCGCAGCUUUCAUCUGACGCCAUUCAUUGCCCCCCUUCGCCCUUCUCUUUUUUUUGCAUUGCAAUGCUAGAAUGGGAAAAUCUCUUUUUAUUAUUAUCAUACCUUGGUAAGCUUUGCGUACACGCACCCUUCGGCUUGUUUGUUGUAAAACAUACGUAUAUUAACAAUUUGUCUGUCCUU